This is a messenger RNA of Solenopsis invicta (red fire ant), 2152 nucleotides long. RefSeq names its product serine/threonine-protein kinase VRK1. Gene Ontology annotation, cellular component: nucleus; cytoplasm. Bases 150 to 1787 code for a protein of 545 amino acids. Lineage: Eukaryota; Metazoa; Arthropoda; Insecta; Hymenoptera; Formicidae. The record is from RefSeq and is a predicted model, not a curated record. The transcript has 9 exons. Gene Ontology annotation, molecular function: ATP binding; protein serine/threonine kinase activity. Gene Ontology annotation, biological process: peptidyl-serine phosphorylation; signal transduction.
CCUGUUAUCACAUGUUCGUUGGUUUGUAACAGAAUGGUUGGCGCCGUUGGCGGUAUUAUUCCGGAGCAUUGGUGUUGGCGCGUAAUGUUAUAAUUGUGUUAUAAUCGUAUCUCACGCUCGCGUCACGUACGACAAUCUAGUUUGACGUGAUGGCAGCGAAACCGGCGAAAAGAGCACCGAAGAAGAAAGGAGGUUAUCAAAUGCCCGAACCGAUACGGGCCGGAGAGAUUCUCAGGGACCUGUCGAAGGGCGAGUGGAUCCUCGGCGAGUCAAUCGGCGUCGGUGGUUUCGGGGAGGUUUAUUCCGCUGCACCAUAUUCUGGAAAAGUUCCCAAAGAUUACAAAGAUUUCCCUAAUGUCAUAAAAAUUGAACCACAUGGAAAUGGCCCAUUAUUUGUAGAAAUGCAUUUUUACAUGAGGAACUGUAAACCAGAUGAAAUUGCUACAUGGAAGUUAAAAAAGAAACUUGCUACACUUGGAGUGCCUAGAUAUGUUGCUUCUGGUAGUCAUGAAUAUAAAUCUACAAAAUAUCGAUUUUUAGUAAUAGAUCGAUAUGGAAAAAAUUUAUGGAAAAUAUUUGAGGAAAACGAUCGACAAUUUCCAGAACAUAUUGUGUACAAGUUAGCUUUGCAAAUAAUAGAUAUAUUAGAAUAUAUUCAUCACAAAAACUAUGUACAUGCUGAUAUCAAAGGAGAAAAUUUGUUAUUGGAUUGGAAGUCAAAUGAUCAAAUCUAUUUAGUCGAUUUUGGUUUAGCUUCUCGUUGUACAUCGAGCACUGAAUUAAAAGCUGAUCCUAAGAAGGCACAUAACGGCACUUUACAAUACACGAGUAGAGACGCUCAUAUGGGAGUACCAACAUGUCGUGGUGAUAUUGAAAUAUUGAGUUAUAAUAUGAUUAUGUGGUUAUGCGGCUCGCUGCCAUGGGAAAAGUUGCUUCAACCAGCUAGCGUUCAGAAAGAGAAAGAAAAGGCUUUCAGUAAUAUAGAUACUUUCCUGGACAAGUGUUUUCAUGGGUCUACUCCACAGGCUGUACACAAAUUCAUGACUUUAGUUGCCAGUAUGAAAUUUAACGAAAUACCAUCUUAUGACAAAUUGAAAGAAAUUUUAAUAACUGGUUUAAAGAAAUUGAAUCAUAAACCAGAUGGAAAAUUAAAAUUAAAUAACAUUAGCAUUUCAACCGAUAAAGCCACUCCUAAAUAUACUCAGAAAAAAAUAAAGAAACCACAAGAAAUGAAGAAUAUAAAUGGAAUAAGAAAGAGUCCUCGUAAGAAAGAUAUUGAUACUCCAAAUUCUAUGAAAAAUUCAAGAAAAAGUACUAUAGGUGUUGUAAUUGACAAAAAGCGUUGUAAUUUGAAAGAUAUCGAGAAAGCAUUAGACGAAAUGGAUUCUGAUGGUGAAUAUGAUAUUCAAAUUCUUAAAAAAGCGAAAAAAACGGACUCUACUGAAAAAGUAAGUACAAUAGCGAAGAAUACAGUUCCAUCACAUAGAAAAAUAGCUUCAAUUAAGUCAGUCAAAGAUGAUACUGAAGAUGAUUCUGAUAUAGAGCCGUUACCAAAACGUUCAAAUAAAACGCGACAAAGAAAGCCAGCCAUAAGUAAAGCAAAACGAAAAAUCAAGUCUUUGGAUGAUUCAGAAACCACUUCUGAAACUGAGAUCAUAUCAAAAGGAACAAAGUCAAGACCAGCUGCGAUUGCUACUAAAAGCAAGGUAACUACCACGAGUAGGGUACAAUCCAAUAAAAUAAUAACUAAGAAUAACAGUUUAUCAGAUGAAGACAUAUUUGAUUAGAGGUAGCAGACUCAACAUGUUGAGGUAUUUCUCUAGAUCAUCCAGAUCUUUAGAUCUAAAAAGAAUACAUCAAUAACAACAAGCGCUCACUCAACUGUUGAGUCCGCUGAAUGAUAACUAAGUACAAUUAUAUGUAGUAUUUGUACUAUAGAAAUGUAAUUACGUAACUUGCAUUUAAACAUUAUUCACUUUUAUACAUAUGGUUUCUGAUGCAUAACAAUAAUUACUAACACGUUAUUUACAUGUUUUGAUCAUAAUAGUGCUAAUGAGUAUCUCAUAAUGUCAGAUUUUUGUAUAUAUGUGAAUAGUUUCCAAAAAUAAAAUUGAAAUAUACGAUUAUUAUGAUAAGUAGUUAUAAAAAUUUA